AGUGAUAAAGGCUAUAAAGGUGGGAAGAACAACUGAGAAAAGGAUUUUCCUUUGUUUAUUUCCCUUUGAGAAGAGAAGAACCCGGGAACACCGAUGAGCUAAGAAACAGGAGCACUGACACUUGAUUCAUUUUGUGACCCUGCCUUUCUGCUCAGCUGGACCCUGCUGACACUCUGUUCUUUCACAUUCAAGAACGAUUUUCUUUGUAUGUGGAACUGUGACCUGGGAAUGCGUUAUUAUGGCAGCAGUUGUACAGCAGAAUGAGCUUGUGUUUGAAUUUGCCAGCAACGUCAUGGAGGAUGAGCAGCAGCUUGGUGAUCCCUCUAUUUUCCCUGCUGUCAUUGUGGAGCAUGUUCCUAGUGCAGACCUCCUGCAUAACUACUCGGGUUUAACCUGCGUGGAUGAACCUAGUGACAUGAUCACCGAGAGCUCUCUGGACGUCGCAGAAGAGCAGAUCAUAGAAGAUGAUGAUAUCACUCUCACAGUUGAAGCAUCUUGUCAUAAUGGAGAUGAAACAAUGGGAACAAUCGAGGCUGCUGAAGCACUUCUCAAUAUGGACUCCCCUGGUCCUAUGUUGGAUGAAAAAAGAAUAACAACUAUGUUUGGUGCAACUGAAGACGAUGAUAUGGUGGCUCCUAUUACACACGUGUCAGUCACACUUGAUGGAAUCCCUGAGGUGGUGGAAGUUCACCAAGCCCCAGACCCUUACGCUGAGUCACCAGAAACUCCAGAAUUUGAACAACCAAAGAAGAAAAAAGGGAAGAAGCCAAAACCGUCUCGUCCUGAGUCGCCUACUACAACUCCAAACAUAUCUGUGAAAAAGAAAAAUAAAGAUGGGAAGGGAAAUACAAUUUAUCUCUGGGAGUUCUUACUAGCACUGCUCCAGGACAAAGCUACGUGUCCUAAAUAUAUCAAAUGGACUCAAAGAGAGAAGGGCAUUUUCAAACUGGUAGAUUCCAAGGCUGUGUCCAGGUUGUGGGGAAAACACAAAAACAAACCUGACAUGAAUUAUGAAACAAUGGGUAGAGCUCUCAGAUACUAUUACCAAAGAGGAAUACUGGCUAAAGUAGAAGGUCAGCGCUUAGUGUACCAAUUCAAAGAUAUGCCAAAAGAUCUCGUCUAUAUAGACGAUGAAGAUGCAAGCCCCAGCACUGAAUCAUCAGAGUCAUCUCUGCUCUCAACUCCUGUGGCCAAUAGAAACCAGUCGAGCAGAUCUAGAGCAUCCGCAAACACGGGAACAAAGGGAGGAUCAACCACAGUGCUAAAAACAGGAAGCUCAAAGCCUGCUAAGCUGAAGGAGCAUGCAGAAGUUGCACAGCAGCAGACGCCUGCCUUAACCUCAGAAGUUUUGAGGACAAUGCAAUCUCCACAGCCAGUGUAUCCCACUCAGCUUUUUCGGACACUUCACGUAAUGCAGCCGUUGCAGCCCCUCCCGGAAGGACACGGGGCUGUCGCCAGCAGUGUUCCAGAGGAUACGUUAAGUCCCUCCGUUCAGAGCAUAAGGACUUUACAGACUCCAACCCAAGUCCCAGUGGUUGUUUCUCCCGGCAAUCAGCAGCUGCAUACUGUAACACUCCAGACAGUGCCUCUAACUACAGUGAUAGCCAGCACAGACCCAGCCUCAGGAACAACGUCCCAAAAAUUCAUUUUACAAGCCAUUCCUACUUCUCAGCCCAUGACGGUUCUGAAAGAAAACGUCAUGCUACAGUCUCAGAAGCCAGUCUCGCCCCCUUCCUCAAUCGUGCUGAGCCCAGCCCAAGUCCAGCAGGUGCUCACCAGCAGCGUGCAGACAGUUUGCAACGGAACAGUCAACAUGGCCUCGUCUCCAUCCUUCAGUGCCACUACCCCCGUGGUGACGUUUUCGCCCAGCAGCUCACAGGUGGUAGCGCAUCCAUCGGGCACGGUGAUCACUUCAGUUAUUAAAGCACCAGAAACGAAACAGGUUGGCCUACAAGGAGAGGUAAAAGAAGAAGAGAGUGACCAGCCAGAAGACACUGAGGAGCCGGAGCAGAGAUUCCAGCAGCAGCCGUUUGUGAUGGUGGUGUCCGACUCCAGUGGUUUCCCAUCUAAUGUGCAAGUGAAGCAAGAAAAUGAGCCCUUGGAACCCAAUUCACAUUAAUAAAUUUAAAAAAAAAAAAAGACCCUGUGGAUGAUUAUUUUCAUAAAUGUGAUGGGACCUUUUCAGUUAUGUAUAUAU
Molecule: messenger RNA, 2197 nt
Organism: Merops nubicus (carmine bee-eater)
Lineage: Eukaryota; Metazoa; Chordata; Aves; Coraciiformes; Meropidae
Gene: ELF1
Product: E74-like factor 1 (ets domain transcription factor)
Exons: 8
Coding region: 239-2119 (626 amino acids)
Biological process (GO): cell differentiation; regulation of transcription by RNA polymerase II
Cellular component (GO): nucleus
Molecular function (GO): DNA-binding transcription factor activity, RNA polymerase II-specific; sequence-specific DNA binding
Source: RefSeq, a predicted model, not a curated record